AUGGUAUCAGCUCGUAAAAGAAAAGAAGUUUCAUACCAUGAAUCUGAAAGUGAUAGCGACUUUGAGAGCAUUCAAGAAUCGCACAGUCGAUCAUCAAAAAAGAAUUCCACAACUUCCAAUUCGAAAAAAAAACCUGCUAAACGAACAAAAAGAGAACAUUCAAAGAUAGUAAAUAACAAUGAAGAAAAAUCGACAGAACUUUUGAAUGAUGACAAAGCAAAACUUUUAUCAAAAGCAAGUAAAAAAGACGAUGAUACAAACAAUGUUGAAAUCAUUUCUGAACAACACAUCAAUCCAGGAAAAAUUGUUAUACCUCGACCUAAGGGUUGUCCAUUUGCUGAUUCUAUUUCACCUGAUACACUUGAAUUUUUGGCAGAGCUUGCAGAAAACAAUGACAGAGAUUUUAUGCGAUUAAGAGCUAAGGAAUGGGCAAAAGCUAAAAAAGAUUUUGUGGAUUUUUGUGGAUUGAUUAUGACAGAACUACAUGAGGUGGACCCUUCCACUCGAUUAGAGGAAGGCAGUAAAGCUAUGUACCGUCAGAAUCGGGAUGUACGAUUUUCAAAUGAUAAAAGCCCUUACAAGACAAAUCUUAGCGCAGGGUUUUCACGAACGGGCCGUAAGUCUUUGGAUGCAAGCUAUUUUAUAUCUAUAAAACCCGGUAAUAAGUCUAUUGUAGCGGCAGGUAUGUGGCAGCCAGAUUCAGCACGAUUAGCUAAUAUGCGCUCGAGUAUCAUUCGUGAUGGAAACCUCUUAAGAGAGGCGCUUUCGACAGAUGCUAUUAAAGAGCUUUUUGAUGGUAAAUGUGGUCAUGAGGUUCUAUGUACUGAAGAUAAACUUAAAGUUGCGCCUAAAAAUAUCGCUAAAGAUCAUCCAGAAAUAGAGUUAUUAAGAUUCCGUACAUUCGCUGUAUCUAAAUCAUUUACAGAUGAAGAAGUUGUGAGUCCAGGAUUUAUGGAUAAAGUGAUGGAUGUAUUUGAAGCAUUAGUACCAUUUGUGACUGUUAUUAAUGCAUGGAUUUAA
This is a messenger RNA of Cokeromyces recurvatus, 1020 nucleotides long. RefSeq lists its product as uncharacterized. The record is from RefSeq and is a predicted model, not a curated record. The transcript has 2 exons. Bases 1 to 1020 code for a protein of 339 amino acids. Lineage: Eukaryota; Fungi; Mucoromycota; Mucoromycetes; Mucorales; Mucoraceae.